AAGCGUUCUCAUCUGUGAAAAUCUGCAAACUAAUACCGGAAGAAAAUGCGAGUACCAGUAAUGACUUCUCUGCCGAUGUCCCGGAGGGAUGAAGUUGGGUCAACAUGCGUACUGAAAUUGUACAAUGUACGCUGUUGACAUACGCGAUCAUGAAGAUCGAAAACGGUGAACAUUGUCCAGUAGCACAAAAAAGUGUUACACUUGACAUCGACGGAAUAUUGAAGUAUUUUGUUUAUGGUCGUCACGUUUAUCCACAAGAUAAGAAUCUCGAACGUGUUCUAGAAAAAAAUGCUUAAGGACAUACUAGAAAAAUUUAAAGAAAUGAACGUCUGCAGUGGUUUAGGUGACAUUAGUAUCCAUUUUGUAGUAGUCAAUGGGACAUAUCAAGAUAACAUCGACAAGUCGAGAAGUAAAGGCUGUUCUCUACUCUCAAAGAAAAAAAGAUGCGAUUCCUGCAUGAAGUGGAGGAAAUGCAUAUUGCAACAGAAAGCACGGCUGAAAAUUCGUCCACAAAUGGCAAGCAUGCAAAAUACGGCUGUGGAUAAAAAAUUAGCUGAGUUAGACAACAUCUCAAAAUCUGAAAAACUAGUAGUUCAGGAAAUCAUCGCCGCGGCAAGGAAAAAGGAUGCCAAAGGUCGACGUUACUCCGAUGACUGGAUUAUGUUGUGCAUGCUUAUAAACAUCCAAUCUCCAAGAAAUUACGAAUUUUUGCGCAAAAACAAUAUUUUGCCAUUUCCGUGCACAAGGACAAUACGCAGUUAUUUUUCUUUAAUUAACGCGAAGUGUGGCUUCGAUGAAGAAUUUGCGAAACUCCUCGAGAAACAUUUUGCAUCGAAAACUCCACUGCAGCGUCACGGGGCUCGAUGAAAUAAACUUCAGGAAGUCUGUGGCAGUUUGUUCCAGAACUUACCUGGGUUUAACCGACU
Messenger RNA from Temnothorax curvispinosus, 926 nucleotides. RefSeq lists its product as uncharacterized. NCBI's taxonomy places the organism in Eukaryota, Metazoa, Arthropoda, Insecta, Hymenoptera, Formicidae. The record is from RefSeq and is a predicted model, not a curated record. The coding region runs from base 289 to 867 and encodes 192 amino acids. The transcript is spliced from 2 exons.